AUGCCUCCUGAGUCUGUGGAGGGAAUUGUUUCUGUAAAAUCUGAUGUCUACAGCUUUGGGGUGUUGAUGCUUGAAAUCAUAAGCGGGAGGAAAAACAACAGCUUCUACAAUGAUGACCGCGCACUCAAUUUAGUAGGAUAUGCAUGGGAGUUAUGGAAACAAGGUUCAGGGGUAGAAUUAAUGGAUCAAAUGGUAGAGGAAGAUGCAGCCGAUCGGCCUACCAUGUCAGAUGUGAUUUCUAUGUUGACAAAUGAAAACCCACCAUUAGCCUUACCUACAAAGCCAGCAUUUUUUGUUGGGAGGAAAUUGGUGGAAGCUGGUAUAGGUGAAAAGCAACAUGAAAUUACAUCAGUGAAUGACUUGUCCAUUUCCAAUUUUGAUGCACGUUAA
Messenger RNA from Prunus armeniaca (apricot), 390 nucleotides. Lineage: Eukaryota; Viridiplantae; Streptophyta; Magnoliopsida; Rosales; Rosaceae. The record is from the annotation of a GenBank genome assembly.